AUGCCUCCAGGAACCCCUUACGCCUCUUUUGCGCUCCCUUAUCCCAUCCGUGUUGACUGUUUCACCUGCACAGCUCAUCUUCCACCUCCGUACAAUACACCAGCACUGCAUCUCCUCACACACUCCCAUACCGACCACAUUCUUGGCCUAUCGUCAAAAUCAUUUGCUUCUCGGGUAGUAUGUUCGCCUGAUACAAAAGAGAUGCUCUUGAGGCAUGAGGUUCAUCUGGAGCGAACAAAGAAAGAUUCAGGUGAAGUCGCAACGAGGACGUUUGCUCAUUUGAAGGCUGAGGGUGGAGCACUUAGUAGGGAUUUGUUGCACGCGGUUCCACUGAAUACUCCAACCGAAUUCGAGUUAUCGACUACUGAGACGGUAACUAUCACGCUCAUCGAUGCAAAUCACUGUCCGGGUGCUGCUAUGUUCCUCAUCGAGGGUCCUCGUGGCACGAUUCUUCAUACGGGCGACGUACGCGCCGAACAUUGGCUACUAGAAUCUCUAACUCGAAACCCGUUUCUCCAACCAUAUAUUCCAGAUACGGAGGAAGAUCUCCGUGUUCUCGUAGCGCGAGGCGGCCAAACAACGAGUUUGACCAAAACGUUGAAUGCGAUUUAUUUGGAUACGGCAUGCAUGUUGAGGGGAACUGUUGUCCCCACAAAGGAAAACGCGGUCAAAGGCUUGGUCGAGCUUAUUGCAUUGUUUGAUAAGGACACCUAUUUCUUCGUAAACUCGUGGACUUGGGGAUACGAGGACGUGCUCAAGGGUAUAGCACGAGCGUUCCAGUGUCAGAUUCAUGUCGAUCGAUACAAAUAUGCGGUCUACACGCAUAUAUCAGAUCCAUUUCUUCGUACUCUCGUCACACGUGACGUGACGAGCACCCGCUUCCAUGCUUGUGAACGGUUUGAGCGGUGUAGUUUCGUGAAUGUACCUAACUUCGACUUCCAGAAUGACUUAGCGCCACGGAGCACGGAGGGAAAAAAGGUCGUAUACGUCAAUCCUGUGGCUAUGGGAUGUGCACAGUGGGAGGGCUAUCGCAUGGAUGUACGAAGACGUCUUGCGAUGGGGAAGGAUGUUGAUCGCUUGCUCGUACCUCUCGAACGACAUUCUCCACUACCAGAACUGCUCAACCUUGUUUCCCUCUUCCGCCCGCACCGGCUAAUUCCCAAUACCCUGGUGCCCGCCCUCGGCGGUCUCGAUUGGACUGCGAUGAAUGCCAUGUUCAAAGAGUGCAUGGCACCGCCCACUUAUAACCGUGGCAAUCCCAUCCAGAACGAGUCCAGCUCGUUAGGAAUUGAGCAUCCCAGCGUCUUCGAUCUCGCCUCCCUCGACCUCGCCGAUACAGAUCCGGCAAUGAAAAAUUUUGUCGGCGACUCUGCUGAACUUGAAGCACGGAAGUGGGCAGAUGACGGGAGUAUGCGACGACGGCUAGAGGUACUUCGAGGGUGGUUGAGACCAAAGGAAAAGGAAAUCAUUGAUCGAGCGCUUGGACGUCCACCGAAUUCACGUUCUGAGUAUGAAGGCUCAUCCCCGUUAUCGUCCCGGAACGAUGCUGCGCCGGAGACUUCCAAAAGGAUGACUAGAACCCACAUGCAAGUGAAACGCUAUGUGGAAGACUCGGAUGACUCGAGCGACGACGAUGGGUCUGAUGCACAUGUCAGGACUGCACGUUUGCUCUUUGCUGGGAAUUACAGCAUUGAAGAGUCGAUUAAAAGCUGGUUGUCGUCGAGUCCGUCGCAUAUAUCUGAAGGCGAGCCACAGAUCAUUGGUGCCGAAAAGGUGGGCCCUGUGCAAGAACACGUCAUUGCAGCUCCAACAUCAGAAGCUGACGUCCAGGCUCCGGUAUUGGAAAGCAGCGUUCAGGUCCCGGUGUUCGUACAGACUAAUGACACAGUGCUUGUCCCAUAUACCACGCUCUCCGCUGAUCAGAGCCUCCGCACACCGGUAUCGUCACCUGUCUUGCGUCUGCGAGAUGUUAAGGGAAAACCAUUUAAGAGCCUUGCCAAUCAGGAGCUUUCUCCUUAUGCAUCUCUCCCUCUAGCUCAGAGCCAGCAUAGUGAUGAUCAUAGGAGAAAACGCCGCAGACUUGAAGAACAUACCAACGAUGUUCCUGAGACAAACAAUAGUGUGCAAGUCACUUCUUUUGUUUCUGCCUUCGGGUAUCCAUUUCUUAAUACGAAAUUAAUGACAUUGUCUCACGACCAUGAUCAGUCUCAUUCUGCAAUCCUGCCUAGAAAUUUUGCACCCAAUCAGUCGGCUCCGUUACUUGUACCCCCUCCUCUUCACUCAGAGAUCAGUCCUCACCGCAGAGGCCAUGAACUCCUUCCAGCAUCCUCUACCUCCGUCCUCGUUACUUUAACCUCGCCUCGCACUAUCACUCCCACUCCCACGAUACCUCUGCUGUCGGGUAACACUUCAACUAUCAGCCUUGCCUCGUCCUCCAAGGUUCCACAGCCUUCCUUCGUCAUCUCAGAAAAAUCUUCAAGCUCUCGCUCAGCAGAACGGCGCAAACGACGAGAAAUCGCCGAAAAACUUUCUCUAGCUCGUCCAGAUUUGAUUGAUCCCUCCUAUGUAGCAAAGCGGUCAAGGAGGUUGUCUCGGCUUAAAGAACAGUCGGUAUCCCGCUGGCGUGAGCUGUUGGACGAAGAUACAGAAGAAGUGCACCAGACAAUGGAUUGGGAACGAAGUCGAAGGCUUGCGUUGGAUGUCACGAGUGCACUUGCUGCGGGGCGGAAGGCUAGGGAUGUGCUUCCACGAUUAAUGUGUGUAUCUACUCGGCAAAAGCAUCUCGCGGGCUAG
Molecule: messenger RNA, 2793 nt
Organism: Suillus bovinus
Lineage: Eukaryota; Fungi; Basidiomycota; Agaricomycetes; Boletales; Suillaceae
Product: beta-lactamase-like protein
Exons: 10
Coding region: 1-2793 (930 amino acids)
Biological process (GO): protection from non-homologous end joining at telomere; interstrand cross-link repair; double-strand break repair via nonhomologous end joining
Molecular function (GO): damaged DNA binding; 5'-3' DNA exonuclease activity
Source: RefSeq, a predicted model, not a curated record